AUGUCAUCCAUUCCGUCUAUCGAUCUGACACUCGAAGACUCAGAAACAGAACUGAGCCCCAGCAAGCGUUCUGUUAACGAUAUCAAAGGUGUUGAUCAUUUGCAAUCUUCGCGACCACUCAACCUAAAAGGAAGUGAUGACAUACCUUCACGUAUACAAGGCAACCAUAAUGCGAAUUCAACUACAGUACGACUUCCUGGACUUUCAAGAAUGCCAAGCCUUUCACGUUACUCAUCUGGCAAUAUGGAUUUGGAGAAUAAGGGCUAUAGACUAGAUCCUUCACUGGACACGCCACCUUUGACACAAAACAGCAAACGGCCAAGCAUAUCUCUGAACUCUCCUUUGAAAACUCCAGUGUAUAUAAGGCCUGGAGACUCUCACACGUAUAAAAGGUUAAAGAUAGAUACCCAAGAGGAUGCUUUGAAUGCACAGUUCGAACAUCAUACAAGCGACCAAACCGAGCCCCAGGAGCACAAAAGGAAAGAACCAAAUCAUGAAUCUUUCAGUACAGAUGAUUUUGUGACCCCUCAGAGUCCCAAGUUUCCCGACGAUAUCCUCGAAAACCAUAAAACAACACCUAUCACUUCUCAUGAAGAAGACCGAGACGGUGAAUUCACGGAUGACCAAGAUAAUGCUUUACAUGAAACGGUCGAAUACUAUGACUUAGAUGAUCAGAAGGAUGAGAAUAUCAAGUCGAGUUCAAAUAUACAAAAUCAACUUGUAAUAGGAUCCUCUCCCAGAAAUAGUGAAUUGGAUUCCUUUCAUUCGGCAAGACAAUCUCCAAGGCCUCAAAACUUCGAAAAUGAAAUCUUGAAACACGAUGGACCAAUUAAUAAGGAAAGUUCACCCAUUAUAAUCCUGAGCGAUGACGAAGAUAAUAAAUCCACUUCUUAUGGAGACCAAAGUUCAGCAGAUAAACCUAACAAUUCAAAUAUUUUAAACAAAGCUCCAGACGCCGAAACAGCAAGAGCUGCUUUCGAAAGACUCGCCAGGGAAAUGAUGGAAAAGGAAAGAGAAUUGACCAAUCUCCAGAAUACCUACAGAGAUACCAAGACUAUUCUGCAACGUAAACUUACGAAAAGAGAAGCACUAAUCAAGGAAUCUGAGAGCAAGCUAGAUUUGCUAUUAAAGAGUUUAGAUAAUUCACAAUCAUCCAAUAAGAGACUAUUGAUCGAUCGAACCGCAGAAGAUACCAAGUCGCUUAAGGAAAAGAAAACAAAAACGCUUUUGAAAUUACGUGAAGUCGAACGUAAAGAGUCUCUUCUAAAAGAAAAAUUUGUGGACUUCGUUAAUUUCAGGAACUCAAAGAUGCAGCAAUCUCAAGUUGAAUUGCAAAAUGCAAUCAAAGACCAGGCCAACACAAACAAUAUACAAUCGCGCGGUGAGCUGAUACAAGAAAGAAGUCGGACAGAAUCAAUGUAUAGAGAAGGUUCAAUAGACGAGGAACGGUAUGCACUCACAAUGAGUGAAAUAAAUGCAAAGCUCAAUAGGCUCAACACAUCGAAUACCGUCCAAAAUGGAUCAGCCACCUCGUUAUUUUUCAAGUCUAUUGAGGUGGCUAGAGACUUGAUUCAGAAAAAUACAGUACGCUCACUUCAAAAUAAAAAUCUGAUGAAUUACCUACUGAGAAUUGUAGAGAAAUUCAAAAAGGACUUUGACCAGGGCGUACUGUAUAAGGCCUCUAAAAAAAGAAGGGUUGAAAAUGCUAUCGUUGAACUUCAAAAACAUGGUGUUAAGAUGCCGGCUGUCUCCAAGUACCUUGAAACUUUGGGGUUCAUUGUUGAUCCUGAUUUCUAUGAUAGAAUGAAACAGGCGAGAAGUGGACACAAUUAUUCAGAUGAUGACUUCAUACCACCUGAAGAAAUGGGUGAAAAUGCUAUGGGCGAUGAUUCUAUAUUGGGUGCAAUAAAGUCGCAACACGGUCAAGUUACCUAUAAUAGUUUACAGCUCUCAAACAUUUAUACCGCUCAGGAUAACGAAAGUUUACACAAGCUUCUAGAAGAUUUGAAAAAAACCGAAACUGAAGUUAAGGGAGAAGAGCUAACACCACCAGAGCUUACCGUAAAUCUAAUGACGCAUCAAAGACAAGGUCUCCAUUGGCUAUUGGAGGCUGAAAAUUCCAGCAAAAAGGGAGGAUUGUUAGCGGAUGAUAUGGGUUUGGGUAAAACUGUACAGGCCAUUGCACUGAUGCUUAGAAACAGAUCGGAGUUGGAAAAAUGUAAAACUAAUCUAAUAGUUGCGCCGGUUGCUGUACUGAGAGUUUGGCAAGCAGAGAUCAAAACGAAGGUUAAAAAGAGUGCUGAUUUUAAAGUUAUUAUAUAUGGCGGUACCAGUGGGUCCAAAGUGAAUAGCUGGCGAGAACUCUUGAAAUAUGAAGUGGUCUUGGUCUCUUACCAAACUCUAGCUAGUGAGCUAAAAAAGCACUGGCCUUUGAGAUUAAGGCAAGAUGAUGAGGACUUCAAAUUACCAGAAGACGCGGAUAUAAAAGCAAUCAAUAAUCUCAAGGAGAAAGGGUCUGAAUAUUGGUCACCAUUUUUUUGCAACGAGUCACAGUUUUACCGCAUCAUAUUAGAUGAGGCUCAGAACAUCAAAAAUAAAAAUACCAAGGCGGCAAAGGGUUGCUGUGCCUUAGAGAGUGUCUACAGGUGGGCUUUGUCUGGUACACCAAUGCAAAACAGUAUCAUGGAAUUAUAUUCCUUGGUGCGGUUUCUGAGAAUCUCACCGUAUAAUAGAGAACACAAAUUUCGCGUUGACAUUGGUAAUCCACUGGGAAAAAGUGCGACGAAUUACGAUGAUUAUGAUAAAAAGCAGGCAAUGAAAAAGGUGCAGGUGUUAUUGCGGGCAAUUAUGCUUCGUAGGACAAAAGAUUCAGAAAUUGAUGGCAAGCCAAUUUUGGAGCUACCUGACAAAAAUAUUCAUAAUGAAGAGAAUGUCUUGGUUGGAGAAGAAUCCAAAUUUUAUAAAGAGCUUGAGAGUGCGAAUCAGAAAAAAGCGGAGAAACUUUUAUCUCGCAGUGCGAAGGGCAGUUAUUCUAGCAUUUUAACCUUACUGCUUCGUCUACGUCAGGCUUGUUGCCAUCCUGAAUUGGUUGUUAUCGGGGAAAACAAGAGUGAGAAUUCCAAGGUUGUAAAUGGUAAGAAUUUCGAAAGAGAUUGGCUAAGGCUCUUUGAAGUAGCCCGGAGCAUCUCGAAUAUGGGUAAAGAUACAAUUUCAGAUGGGUUAGAAAAUAUGAUGUGUCCAUAUUGCAUGGAACAGAUGGAACUGGAAAGCACAAUGAUUCUAACACCAUGUGGUCAUAUGCUGUGUGAAGGUUGUCUUGAAUCCUUCUUAGAUGAUGCUCGUUUCGAGCCAGGAGCAAGGAAAGCUGCUGGGGGUGGUCAUAUCGUUGCUUGUCUUGUAUGUAAAAGGGAUGUGAACGAUAACGAUGUUAUAACUUACAAACUUUAUGAUCAGGUUGUAAACCAACAUUUCACUGAAAGAGACUUGCACGAUGAGUAUAAGCACGAGAUGGCAGCUCAAAAGGAUCGCCUGAAAAACGGUUACCAUACCGAUCUUCAAAGCUUAUAUCCCUCACAAAAGAUAUCAAAAUGUUUGGAAAUAAUAAGAAACAUCUACGAAAAGACUGAUGAUGAGAAGGUAAUCAUCUUCUCACAAUUCACUACAUUUUUCGAUCUAUUGCAACAUUUCAUCAAGAAAGAAUUACGUAUACCGUUCUUAAGAUACGAUGGAUCAAUGGAUUCGAAGGCCAGAGCAGUCACAGUGGAAGAUUUUUAUCGUGAUAAGGCAAAGAGAGUGCUUUUAAUUUCAAUGAAAGCUGGUAACGCAGGUUUGACGUUAACCUGUGCCAAUCAUGUGGUACUUGUCGAUCCCUUUUGGAAUCCAUUUGUUGAGGACCAAGCUAUGGAUAGAUGCUACAGGAUUAGUCAAACAAGAGAGGUUCAAGUUUAUAGGCUGCUUGUAAAAAAUUCCGUGGAAGACAGAAUCCUUGAGUUGCAGAAAAAGAAGAGAGAAUUGGUUGAUAGUGCGAUGGAUCCUACUAAAAUUAGGGAAGUCAACCGCCUUGGUCGUCACGAGCUAGGAUUCUUGUUUGGUUUGAAUUCUUUGGGCAUUGCAUCUGAUUCGUGA
This is a messenger RNA of Lachancea fermentati, 4125 nucleotides long. Lineage: Eukaryota; Fungi; Ascomycota; Saccharomycetes; Saccharomycetales; Saccharomycetaceae. The record is from the annotation of a GenBank genome assembly.